UUUCCUUCGAUCCCCCGCCCCUGGGAAAUGGGUCUUUUUCUGCCCCCGCAAGUGCAGCGUCCACUCCUCCGUCCCGGGCUGGGCUGGACUAAGGAAUGCCACCUACUUUGCCAUUUCUGGCCUUCGGAGAGGAAUUUGCCACAGAUUAAGGCGAUCCAUUGGCUUGGUUGGAAGCUGACCAGAAGAACGGGGCAAGCAUUGAAACGCAAGGCUCAGCGGGCCCAGAAACAGAAGAACUUCAUAGCAUCCAUGCUGGGAGGGAUGAAGAAUUCUGGGAAAGAUCUGCCCCAAAUACCUUGAGUGGGGACACAUCCAGCUCAGAUACAGAGUGCCAGUGCUUCAGGCACUUUCUCUACCAGGAGAUUAAGGGGCCCCGUGAGGUUUACAGCCAACUCCACCAUCUUUGCCACCAGUGGCUGAAGCCAGAAAGGCACAGCAAGAAGGAGAUCCUGGACCUGGUGGUUCUGGAGCAGUUCCUGGCUGUCCUGCCCCCAGAGAUGGAGAGCUGGGUCCGGGAAUGCGGGCCAGAGACCAGCUCCCAGGCGGUGGCCCUGGCAGAAGGCUUCCUCCUGAGCCAGGCAGAGGAGAAAAAGCAGGAGCAGCAGGGUCCAUCAGAAGGGGCUGCCGAUUUCCCCAAGGGAGAGGACUGUCCAUCAGAUCCCAGGCAGAGAUUACUCCUCAGGGGGAUCACACAAGAGCUUGAAGGAGGGGCUACCAAUCUGGGUAGUGGAAGGAGACUGCUGGGUUGUUCUGGGCCUCUCCCUCUUUGUGGUAGACCGGAACCAUCGUCUGUGCUACCAGAUGAGGGUCUGGUGACCUUCAAUGACGUGGCUGUGUACUUCUCAGAGGAGGAGUGGGCUUUGCUGGAUCCAGGCCAAAAGAUUUUGCACAAGGAUGUCAUGGUGGAGAACUGGAGGAAUCUGGCCUCUCUGGAGAACGGGAAGAAGGAAGGGAAAGAGCUGCACAGAAAAAGCGAAGUUAAACAUCAAGGGAGAGAGGAAUUCAUUAUGUCAGAAUGUUCUGAUUUUCAUGGAAUUCUCAUUCAAAAAAAGUCACAGAGAUAAAGAAGG
Messenger RNA from Eublepharis macularius, 1070 nucleotides. RefSeq names its product neurotrophin receptor-interacting factor homolog. The record is from RefSeq and is a predicted model, not a curated record. The transcript is spliced from 6 exons. The coding region runs from base 498 to 1064 and encodes 188 amino acids. Gene Ontology annotation, biological process: regulation of DNA-templated transcription. NCBI's taxonomy places the organism in Eukaryota, Metazoa, Chordata, Lepidosauria, Squamata, Eublepharidae.